Molecule: messenger RNA, 5242 nt
Organism: Octopus bimaculoides (California two-spot octopus)
Lineage: Eukaryota; Metazoa; Mollusca; Cephalopoda; Octopoda; Octopodidae
Product: ATP-binding cassette sub-family C member 5
Biological process (GO): transmembrane transport
Cellular component (GO): membrane
Molecular function (GO): ATP binding; ABC-type transporter activity; ATP hydrolysis activity
Source: RefSeq, a predicted model, not a curated record
CUGUAAACAUGAUUUUAAGCCGAUAUGGAACAUACUACGUUUCCUAUAUAGUUCAUGAUUCGGGGGAAAUAUCGUUCCAAUAUGAGUCGCUGCAGAUAUCUGAUCCCUUUGAACUUUUUCGCAUAAUCUGUAUGGACAGACACCAAUAAAAAAAAGAAUUGCAGUAAUAACAAGAAAGCUUUCGGAAAUAAAUACCAACGAUGGCAACAACGAAAAAUUAUAUUCAACGAUCAGCUGCUUCAGCAGAAACAAAUGGAAUGAAAACUAUUGAUUCGGGCUUGGAUAUCGGCAGAUUUAACAUCCACGCGGCUCCUAUUCCUGGUAACUAUAGUUUAACACCAACUAGCAGACAUGUUGAUUCAAUUACCAAGUAUAAAAGCGCUGUGAAAAUGAUGCUUCCCAUACGUUUGACGGGAAAAGUCGAGGGUAUCAUACCAACACAUAAAGUAGGAUUGUUUUCAUUUGCCUAUAUCACAUGGUUUACAAGGAAGCUUUUCGAAUUCUUUCGCAUGCAAAAGAAAGGAGAAAUGGCCAGUAUAUUGAUGUGCGGUAAAGAAGAUAGCUGUGAAAAAACAAUUCCAAGGCUGAAACAAAUCUGGUUUCAAGAAGUUUCGAAAAAGGGACCAGAAAAUGCUUCGUUUAGCAAAGCAGUCAUGCGUUUUGCCCGAACCCGAAUCAUUAUGUCAAUAAUAUUCAUUUGCUUCAAUGCAAUUAUAUCGUUUCUCGCAGCCAGCUUCCUUAUAAGACUCUUCGUUCAAUAUCUAGAGACACCUGACCAAACUUUAACCACAGGACUCAUUCUAGCGACAGCAUUAACAGUAUGCCACUUUGUUCGAAAUUUUACUUAUUCAUUCAUAUGGUGCACCAACUUUGUUACUGGACAUCGUGUUCGAAAUAGCUGUCUCGGUUUGAUGUACGAUAAAGUGCUGAGGCUGCAAAAUGUAGGUAGUAAACAGAUGGGUGAGGUAAGUUUUGUUCGGAAAAUGAACGAAAUCAUCAACAGUAUCAAAUUAAUCAAGAUGUACAGUUGGGAAUCAGCUUUCUCUUCUGUCGUAACAGUACUACGGAGAGCAGAAAAGAAAACAUUAAAGCGAAUCAGUAUCUUACAAGGAAUUGCUAACGGUAUCGUCCCCAUCAUACCGACCCUCACUUCGGUGACUACUAUCGCUGCCUUUCGAGCAAGCGGCAAUGAAAUUGAUGCGUCUACAGUAACUAAAACUUUUAACUUAACUUCUCAGUCAUAUGUGUCGCACUUGUAUUCUCGAACAGCUACAUUUCAAAUUGGGACUUCCACCUCAGCUGGAAGCGAUGUCUCAGCUCUUAAUUAUACUCUUAAUGAUAUAACAUUGAACGGGAAAAUAAUUGGAAUCUGCGGACCUGUUGGCAGUGGUAAAAGUUCCCUUCUGUCGGCCAUUCUUGGUAGAAUUGAGAAAAAGAAGGGAACUACUGCUAUAGACGGUAGUAUAGCGUAUACUCCUCAGCAAGCUUGGAUCUUUAACGGGACUCUCAAAGAAAAUAUUUUAUUUGGUCAGGAAAUGGAUGAGAGAAGAUAUGCUGCCGUCAUUCAAGCCUGCUCCCUUGAAACAGACUUGAAACUUUUUGAGGAACGAGAUGAAACAGAAAUCGGUGAUCGCGGUGCCAACUUGAGCGGAGGUCAGAAACAGCGACUGAGUCUGGCGCGCGCUGUGUACAGCGGGCGAGACAUUUACCUUCUCGAUGACCCCCUUUCAGCAGUUGACGUCAAGGUGGCGAAACAUCUGUUCUACUCUUGUCUCAAGAAAUACCUCUUCCACAGCACAAUCAUUAUCUGUACACAUCAGUUACAGCUUGUCAUUCCUGGAUAUAUUCGUUGUAAACAAUUGCUUCCUUUCUUUACAGAAACUCUAAAUAAAGUUGAGACUCCAAACAAAGAGCUUCCUGUACCCGAUCAACAAUCAGUUUCGCGAGAAAGUGAUCAUGGUGAAAACCAAAAAGAAACACCACACGAUGGCGGCCUGACAAUAAAAGAACGAAUCAUUAUUGACAGUGUACCUCUCUCUGUCUACCGAAGUUAUAUCAAGGCUGGUGGAGGAUGUUUCUUAUUUUUCUUAGUCUUACUAAUUUAUGGCCUCACAUUUGGUUCAAUUGUCUUCAGUGAUUGGUGGCUUAGCUACUGGAUUAACACUUCUUGGAAUGUUACUGAAAUGAAAGAGAGAAGUUUGGAGAAUAUUACUGGUCGUUCAAAAACUACUCAUUUUUAUCUCAAUUCAAACGAUUCAACAUUAUCUACACUAUACAUGGGCACAAGCAAUUCGAUGCCAAUAAUUGAUGAAUCUUCGGCUUCUAAUGACAAUGCAACGACUGCGAUAUUCAAUACAGUAACAUCAAUAUACAAUGCAAUUACCAAUACAACGAAUUUGAUUGUCACGAACACAACACAAAUGUACCAGAAUUCAUAUACAACAGAUACGUAUAACAAUUCAGAUACCAGUAUGACAGAUUUGAUCUUAACUACGCGAAACAUAUACAAGAAUUUAGUCACCAAUACAACAGAUUCGAACAUCUUGGAUAUAGGAGACAUGUCCCGGAAUUCUAUACUCAAUGCGACAUCUGAAUAUACCAACAAUGAUUGGUUUUAUCUCUUAGUUUAUUCCUCCGUAGCUGUCGUAAUACCCGUAUUACUAAUUUUGAAAGGAAUAUCACUAGCAACACUUACAAUGUCUGCUUCUACUACUAUACAUGAUAAUAUAUUCACAAACGUCAUCAGAAGUCCAAUGAGUUUCUUCGACAGUAAUCCCCCAGGAAGAAUCAUGAAUAAAUUUUCGAAAGAACUAGAUGAAGCUGAUUACACAUUACCGCAGUUACUGGAUAUAUUACUUCAGGUGUUUAUGCAAUUCGUGAUUUUAGCUAUUAUGUCUCUCCAGACUAAUUUGAUGUUUAUCAUUGGAUUCGUCUUAGCCUUUAUCAUAAUGUAUUUGCUUCGCUAUAUAUCAAUUGCGACCGUACGACAAUUGAAGCGACUGGAAAACCUCAAGCGCUCAGUUUUACUUGGUCACGUCAAUACAACCACCAACGGACUUGUGACAAUAAGCACAUUCAACCAAAAUGAAUUUUUCUUCAAAAGAUUUUGUUACCACCACGAUGUCGUGUGCUCAGUGGAGCUUCUGUUUGAUUUCGCCCUCCGUUGGGUGGGAGUUCGGCUAGAUCUGACUUUCAUAUGUAUUUUCGUAGCAGCGGUUUAUAUUUUUGCUCUCAGUAAAGGCACAAUUUCACCUUCGUUUGCAGCUAUGACAUUGAACUUUUUAACGCAGAUUCUCAACAUGUCCCAAUUCCUUAUCCGGAUUAUAAAUGACACGGAAUCAAGGUUUACAAUUAUUGAACGCUUAAAUCAAUUUCGCUCUUUAACUCCCGAAAUUACAGAAGAGGCCAGAAAUAUACCAAAAAAAAACAACUGGCCCAAAACAGGAGACGUCAGAUUUUCAGGAGUUUGGAUGAAAUACAGAGAAGAUAUGAAAUACAUCUUCAAAAAUGUCUCCUUUCACAUCCGUGAUAAUGAAAAGAUUGGUAUUGUGGGUCGUACUGGCGCCGGCAAAUCAUCCCUGGGCAGUAUUCUGUUCAGGCUUGUGAAAGUAGACAAAGGAAAGGUUUUAAUCGAUGAUGUUGACAUUUGUAUGAUUAACCUAGAUGAAUUAAGAUCGAAAAUAUCAAUCAUACCACAAGACCCUGUUCUAUUUUCUGGCACAAUAAGAUACAAUCUUGACCCUUUCUCUGAGUACUCAGAUGAAAAACUGUGGGAAUCUCUGGAAAAAGUACAGAUAAAGUCCAAAAUCAUGAGCAUGGAGCAUUGUCUUGACUCAAUGGUUGAAGAAAAUGGUGAAAAUAUUUCUGUUGGAGAAAGGCAACUAAUUUGCAUGGCACGGGCACUAUUGAAGAACAAUAAGAUUUUAUUACUGGACGAAGCUACCGCCUCCAUAGAUACAGGAACCGAUGCUAUAAUACAAGCAACAAUUGCUAGAGUCUUUUCUGACUAUACUGUAUUGACAAUUGCGCAUCGUCUGAACACAGUAUUAAACUGCGAUAAAAUAUUGGUUAUGGACCAAGGAGAAAUCAUUGAAUUUGAUUCACCAGAGGUUCUCCUUAGUAAGCCGUCAUCAAUGUUUAGUCAAAUGAUGUCAACAAGUGGUGGGGGAGCACUAUAAUUAUCACAGAAAGCAGCCUAACACAUAGGUGAGUCAAUGGCAAGUUGACAUAUGAAUGUGUGUGCAUGUAGAUACAAACAUAUAUACAGGGUGUUUGGGCUAAAUUUGACAGUUUACAUAAGAGAAAAAGAAAAUAUAAUAUCUCAUCCAAAAAUAAAAUAGAUUUUAAAAAUCAAAAAAUAUCAACUAGAUUAUGGCUAGAUGAUAACAAUUUACUCAAAGUAGUCUCCCUCAGCUUCCACCGGAGCCUCAAGACAACUCCAGAACCUGAUGCAUGCAUUCCUCACAGUGUUCCAAGAAAGAUCUCUGAACACAUCCUUGAUCUUGGCCACCAGCUCAGCCUUGGUGUUGUAGGCAGAGCAAUUGGUGUCCUUCUGAACCAUGCCCCAUAUAUAUAAGUAAUCCAUGGGAUUAGAACAGGAGGAAUUAGGAGGCCAGAAAUUGGGACUGGUAAGACCAUAGAAAUUUUCAGACAAUCACUUCUGAAACUUCCCAAAGGUAUGGCAAGGAGCUGAAUCCUGCUGCCAUACAUAUGACCUCCUAACAGUAACCCUCUCCAGGUAGGGUUUGAGGAGUUUCCAGAAGCUUCACAAAGCCAUCUGAAUUGAGCCAAAGGCACUGUUCAAAGAUGCAGGACAACAUAACAUCACACUCAUUAAAGAUAUAUUCAAUGACCAUCACAGAUUGUGAGAACUUGGUUUCCAUGAUGUUCAUGUCAUGCUUCACAGCUUUUACAGUGCUCACAGAGCAUGCGUAGCAAUCAUGUCAGCAUUUUGAUACACAGCACAAAUCAUCAUGAUACAGGUAACUCUUUUCCAAUAUUCAGAUGGCUUCCAGUGCUCCAUGUCAGCUAACAUUUUCUCAACUACAACUUUCAUCUUUAUGCUCUCCAACACAGUUGACUAUUCAUUAUAGGAGGCUGUUCUUGAAAGAAGGCAUGAAAGUCAUCAAACCUAGCUUGAACAUGUUAUAUGCAUGCACACACACACGUACACACACACUAUAUAUGUGUGUGUGGGUGUAUAUGUGUGUAUAUGUAUGUGUGCAUAUAUACUAUAUAUAUA